UCUCCGACAAGCAGAGAGUUUCUCUUGCUUAUCGUAGAUUAACGGAGACAGCCGAGCGUCUGGUGAACGUGAUUAGAGUUCAAUAUUGCUUGAAUCCAUACUAUUUCUUUGAAAUAUUGAUUACUGAUACGUAGUUUGAUGGAAUUAAUUCUUUGAAUAUUACACAACAUGAUUCAUAUGGGGUUUUCGUGAAAUUCUUGUCGGAGAAUAAUUCUUAUUUUAAAAAAUGUGCAUAAUUCAAGUACAUAUAAGAAACUACUUGCCAUGCAAAAUAAUAUAUUGUUGAUUCUAAAAUAAAUAAUAAUCGAUAAAAUCAACUCCCGUCAGUUCUUCAGUACUUUGAUUAAUGAAAGGGACUGGUCCAUUUCCGGUUAAUGAGGAAGGAACACCUUCUGACAGAGAAGAUGAUGUUGGUGGACAGUUGGCCGAACUUCUCUGUUCUCGUUAUCAUAAAGAGACAGAUGAGAGAGACUUGGUUAUCUGUGUGUUUCUGCAAAGAUCCAGAAUUUGCAGCCAACCUGGAUACUAUUCUUCAGUUUGCCUCCAGAGACACAUCACUACCUCUAUAUAUUAUUGGAUGUACCCCUGACGUUAUGGACGCCCUAAUCAAUUUUAACCAGUCAGCAACUAGUUGCCCUUUUCGACGACUGUGUCCCGAUGUCAUGGUAUAUACACUGCCCGCUGAAAAUAUUGUUCCUCUAACAAUUCCAGACGGAUUCAAAAUAACUGAAUUAAGUAAUAUCCAUACAGAAAAUGUUCACAAGUCAUGGCCUUAUGCAACCAAGGAAGAGUGGAUCAAUUACCAAAUCACUCAUUUCCCAUCAGUAUUGAUUGAAACAGAGGACGGACGCCCCGUGGCCUGGGAGGUUCAGCAUGAAUACGGCGCCGUAGGAGCGUUACAUGUAGAACCGGAAUACCGGAGAAGUAAAUUAGGAAGUGUCGUCACAAGAAACCUGGCGGAAAAAAUGACCAAGGACGGACAACUCGUGUUUGCUUUAGUUGAGGAAAGUAACUCCAUUUCGAUUGCAUUUCAUGAGAAUAAUGGAUAUGUACGCAUGCCUUUUAAAUUUUCGUGCAUGGGAUUUUGUAUGGAGGCAAAGAAGAAAAAGGAAAUGUAGAGACUACUUUGAUUAAAAACGAAAUAAUCUGUAGUAAGUUUUCUUAUACAAGACAGUGAAAAGCACAAAAUCUAAAGUAUAUCAUUGACUUUAUUCUUCAAAUAUAUCUGUGUUAUGAAUUGCUUCUGUAUGAUUGAAGGGAAUAAUGUUACAUGUAUGUGCUUAUAAAUAUGAUAUUUUAUAGUAAAUUCAACUAUUUAAAUGUAAUAAUGUAUAUAUGCUAAAAAUGUACCACGUAUGCUAUCACAAACCUGCGCAUAUAUGUACAACUGAUACGCUCCAAGUGUUUAAUUAAAGUGCACGAGUGACUUGGAAAGGGAAGGCAUGAACAUGUUUAUUUCAUUCAGAACCCAUUUCGAUAAUUGUUGACAUCAUAGUUUUUCAUUUUGCAUUUAUCACAUCUUACUAUGCAACUGUCUGUUGAUUAAAUUUUAUACUAAAUUUACGUUUUCCUAAAAAAAAAAAUCAGGUUUA
This is a messenger RNA of Magallana angulata, 1592 nucleotides long. RefSeq names its product glycine N-acyltransferase-like. Gene Ontology annotation, cellular component: mitochondrion. The coding region runs from base 375 to 1118 and encodes 247 amino acids. The record is from RefSeq and is a predicted model, not a curated record. NCBI's taxonomy places the organism in Eukaryota, Metazoa, Mollusca, Bivalvia, Ostreida, Ostreidae. Gene Ontology annotation, molecular function: glycine N-acyltransferase activity. The transcript has 4 exons.